Messenger RNA from Corylus avellana, 1771 nucleotides. Lineage: Eukaryota; Viridiplantae; Streptophyta; Magnoliopsida; Fagales; Betulaceae. The record is from RefSeq and is a predicted model, not a curated record.
UCAUCUCUCUCGCUAUUCACAAAGAAGACGGCGAGAGAGUCUCUUCAGCUAUUUCUUAUCUUCCUUCUUCGUCUGCCGCAGGUUUGGAUCUCUGUCACUCUGUCUCUUGCAGAUUUUCUAAUUCUAAGGCUUUUUAGAAGUUCAUAAUGGGUAAGGAGAAGGUUCACAUCAACAUUGUGGUCAUUGGCCAUGUCGACUCUGGAAAGUCGACCACCACUGGGCACUUGAUCUACAAGCUUGGGGGUAUUGACAAGCGUGUCAUUGAGAGGUUUGAGAAGGAGGCUGCUGAGAUGAACAAGAGGUCAUUCAAGUAUGCCUGGGUGUUGGACAAGCUCAAGGCUGAGCGUGAGCGUGGUAUUACCAUUGAUAUUGCCUUGUGGAAGUUCGAAACCACCAAGUAUUACUGCACUGUCAUUGAUGCUCCCGGACAUCGUGACUUUAUUAAGAACAUGAUCACCGGUACCUCACAGGCUGACUGUGCUGUCCUCAUUAUUGACUCCACAACCGGAGGUUUUGAAGCUGGUAUUUCCAAGGAUGGUCAGACCCGUGAGCAUGCCUUGCUUGCCUUUACUCUCGGUGUCAAGCAGAUGAUUUGCUGCUGCAACAAGAUGGAUGCCACAACCCCAAAAUACUCGAAGGCAAGGUAUGAGGAAAUCGUUAAGGAAGUCUCAUCCUACCUGAAGAAGGUUGGGUACAACCCUGACAAAAUCCCCUUUGUCCCAAUCUCUGGUUUUGAGGGUGACAACAUGAUUGAGAGGUCAACCAACCUGGACUGGUACAAGGGCCCCACCCUCCUUGAUGCUCUUGACUUGAUAUCGGAGCCCAAGAGGCCCACAGACAAGCCCCUACGUCUCCCUCUCCAGGAUGUCUACAAGAUUGGCGGUAUUGGAACUGUCCCGGUCGGACGUGUUGAGACUGGUAUAAUCAAGCCUGGUAUGGUUGUGACCUUUGGGCCUACUGGACUGACAACCGAAGUCAAGUCCGUUGAGAUGCACCAUGAGGCCCUCCUGGAGGCCCUUCCCGGUGACAACGUUGGCUUCAAUGUGAAGAAUGUUGCUGUCAAGGAUCUGAAGCGUGGUUUUGUUGCUUCUAACUCCAAGGAUGAUCCUGCCAAGGAGGCUGCUAACUUCACCUCCCAGGUCAUCAUCAUGAACCAUCCUGGUCAGAUUGGUAACGGUUAUGCUCCAGUGCUUGACUGCCACACCUGCCACAUUGCCGUGAAGUUUGCUGAGAUUGUGACCAAGAUUGACAGGCGAUCUGGUAAGGAGCUCGAGAAGGAGCCCAAGUUUUUGAAGAAUGGUGAUGCAGGGUUCGUGAAGAUGAUUCCCACCAAGCCCAUGGUUGUUGAGACUUUCUCUGAUUACCCGCCACUUGGUCGUUUUGCCGUGAGGGACAUGCGCCAGACUGUCGCUGUUGGUGUCAUCAAGAGUGUUGAGAAGAAGGAUCCCUCUGGUGCCAAGCUUACCAAGUCUGCAGUAAAGAAGAAGUGAAGUGUUUUUUUUUUCUUCAUAUCUAUGGUAGUUAGACAUGUUUUCCCAAUCUUUGCUGUUAAUCAAUUUCAAUUUUGUUUUGGUCGUACUUUUGAAGUUUUGAGGACACUUACAUAAAGUUUCCAUCACAGCCCCAAAGCUGCGGUGGAAGCUUUGGUUUCCAUUUCAUGUAUUUUGUUUUAUAGCAUUGAGAUGAGUUGUGUAUGUAGUGAACUUAUUGUCGAUGAACAACUUCAUUUUAAUGUCAACUACAUGGUUUUUUUAGCUGUUAAAUCAGCGUA